AUGCAGAACAUCCUCGAUCAAAACUUAGACAUGGCCACAGCUCUGCUCGCUGGGGAGAAGCUGAAGGAGCUGAUCCUGCCGGGCUCCUCUCAGGAUGAGAAGGGCGGGGCGCUGGCCGGCCUCAUGGUCCAGCUCAAACUAGAGCUGCCCUUUGAUCGUGUCGUCACCAUAGGGACCGUCAUCAUUCCCAUCCUGCUUGUCACCCUCGUCUUCACACGUAACUUUGCAGAGGAGUCCAUAUACUGUUACACACCACACAACUUCACCAGAGACCAGGCACUGUACGCACGAGGCUACUGCUGGACAGAGCUGCGCGAUGCUGUACCUGGGGUGGAACCUGACCUCCGGCCUUCACUAUUUGAGCACAAGUUCCUGCCCUAUGCUCUGUUGGCCUUUGCUGGCAUCAUGUACAUUCCUGCUUUAGGCUGGGAAUUCCUUGCCUCCACACGACUCACUUCAGAGCUCAAUUUCCUUCUCCACGAGAUUGAUAAUUGCUAUCACCGAGCUGCUGAGGGCCGAGCUCCAAAGAUUGAGAAGCAGAUCCAGUCCAAAGGACCUGGCAUCACCGAGCGAGAGAGGAGGGAGAUCAUAGAGAAUGCAGAGAAGGAGAAGAGCCCAGAGCAGAACCUGUUUGAGAAAUACCUGGAGAGACGAGGCCAGAGCAAUUUUCUGGCUAAGCUUUAUCUGGCACGCCACUUGGCGAUCAUCUGCCUCAGCUCCAUCCCCAUCUCCUACCUGAGCGCCUACUAUGCCCGCCAGCGGCAGAAUGAAUUCACCUGUGCCCUGGGUGAGCCCCCAGACACCAGCAGCUAUCAAGAGCUGAAGCUCAGCGUCAACUGCAAACUACCUGCUGUGCAGCUGCAGCGGAUCAUGGCAGCAGUGGACAUCGCUCUGCUCUGCACUAUGAACCUCAUCAUUCUGGUUAAUUUGCUGCAUUUGUUUGUGGUGCGUAAGUCCAAUUUUGUGUUUGACAAGCUGCAUAAAGUUGGCAUUAAAACACGGCGACGCUGGCAAAAAUCCCAGUUCUGUGACAUCAACAUCCUGGCCAUGUUCUGCAAUGAGAACAGGGACCACAUCAAGUCGCUCAACCGGCUGGACUUCAUCACCAACGAGAGUGACCUCAUGUAUGACAAUGUAGUCAGGCAACUGUUAGCUGCCCUGGCCCAGUCCAACCACGAUGCCACACCCACUGUGAGGGACUCUGGGAUACAGACAAUAGACCCCAACAUGGACCCCUCUGUUAUUGGAGUGGGAGAGCUGGGAGGAGAGCCCCUGAACAUCAAACGGCCCCGCAAGAAGAUUAAAUGGAUACCAACAUCAAAUCCUCUUCCUCAGCCAUUCAAGGAACCCCUGACCCUGACACGUUUGGAAAAUAGCACCAAGCCUGACAAACCCAAACCACUCAGACGAAAAACAGUAGCAGACAGCUUCAUCGCCCCACUUCUGGAUAGCAAGAGCACACAGCAUCCUCCCUCAAAAGAUAUAAGUGGGAUGGAGAAGAAACACAAUCGCAAUUUCUCUCUGGACGUCCACCCGUACAUGCUGACCAUUCGUAAACCCAAGGUGGAGGCCACAACUGCAGAGCCGCUACCCUCUGACCACGCCAUGGACACAGUGUACAUUGAAGGCACACACACUAUUGUCCAUGUGUCUGCUGCAAUCACAGAGAAGAAGGCCUGCACUCCAGAGUCCACCAGCACUGCCUUUUCUACAGUGACCCUGCCCACCACGACAUAUGUGAAUGGCGUGAGCCCCAACCCACCCUCCAGCGAGGACGCCCUCAGCCCCAAGCCCUCUCCUUCCCAAAAUGAGCCUCUCAGCCAGCCUGAAAAGCCUGAGUCUCAGCCGCCACCCUUGACCAUAGCCCCUACACACCAGCUGCUCAGUAUGCAUCAUACUCUCUUUGAGGAGGAUGAGGAAGAGGGAAACCGUAGAGACAGGCUGGCAGAGAGACCUGGGGAGCUCAUCGCUGCUGGGGAAUGUUGAGGAGGUAAAAAGAGGAAUGCAAGCAAGACUCCUCACUGAAAUAUGUCCUCCCUGACACGACACUCUGCACACAUGACUGCCAUGCCAAUCACCUCCUACCAACAGCCACCUCCUCUCUUUGAAUGAACACCUCACACACUUCUGUGGUGGGUGGAUUGGGUUGACUGAUGAGCAGAAAUGGGACAGUCAGAAACAGAAGCAGAAGAAUCUGUAUAGGUGGUUUUGAGAGCAGAUGACUGAAUAAGUUCAUUGAAGAUAAACAAGACAGAGGUUAGUGUAUGUGAUAGUGAUCAUCAGUGUGUUACUGUAGGAAAUGAUGUCACAUUCAUGUCUCAGGAUGACUUGUGUACAGCCAAUCACCCUCAAAUGAAACCAGCAGUGAUAUGAUUCAACAGGGUGCUACAGUGCAGGAUCCAAAACCUAUAUCUAAAUGGCAGAAUGGAAGGAUAAAAGGUGCCUAGGGGUGAGUGAGCUUUCAAAAAAAAAGAAAAAAACAAAACACAAAACACAACAUACACCCACCAGAAAUGCAUACCUGCAAAGAGGACUGCAUUAUGGCUUCAAGCUAAAUGUAUUUUAGACACAUAUGAUAACGCUUAGACCCUUUAUCCCCAUAUCCAAGUAGACAGGUAGCUCACGCAAUCCAGUUGAUGAGAUCUGCACAAUUAAUAUGCAAAUGAUCACAAUAUACUUGUGGCAAUAAUGUAUGCGCUUGCAGCAACAUGUUUUACAGUACACUUACAUGUAUACGCACUGUAUAUGACUCAGUGUUUGUGGGGUGUUUAAAAUAUAAAACACACGAGUUUCACGGAUUCAUCAUCGACACGCCACCAGUAAUUAGAGAGAGCAUCAGAUCUUGCAGCUGCUCCCAUCUGCAAUUAAAAACAGGAAAAAUGGCAUAUAUCCUAUUGUAAGGAACAGAGAAAACAGACUGAUAUGUGGUCUACAAUGAAGGUGUGUCUUUGCAAGAAAAACUUAAACUUCAAAUGUCAGAUUGUCCAUCUUGUCCAGAGGAACUGACAGAUGUGUUCAAUAGGUAGGCGUACCAGACAUCUUUUGAAAUCUGGUUCACAAGACAGUGUGUGUGUGUGUUUGCUCACUUCUUGAAGACUUUGAUAGCAACUCCGGUGUACUGACUGGAGCUGGACUCACUGCUAGAUGAAAACUUUUGUGGUCCGCCUGGAUUCUCGUGGGAGUGCCGUGAUGUGAAGUGAAUGAAGUGACGAGUAGAUGCUAGAAUUGUUCUCGACUGAAAAGUUGACGUAUGAUGACUGAGCUUUUCAUUGUGCUUUACAUCAUAUUACAGCUCCACACUACCGAAAGGAUUGUCAUCUGCUGCUACUGAGUCUGCCUCAAUCGAAACUUCACUUUACCCUGUUUCACAUUGUGCUGACAUAAGCUUGAUCACCAAAAAAAGGAAAAACGAAAAAAAAAAAAAAGAACGAAUGAAUA
This is a messenger RNA of Myripristis murdjan (pinecone soldierfish), 3438 nucleotides long. RefSeq names its product pannexin 2 (gene panx2). Gene Ontology annotation, biological process: monoatomic cation transport; cell-cell signaling; positive regulation of interleukin-1 production. Bases 1 to 1986 code for a protein of 661 amino acids. Gene Ontology annotation, molecular function: wide pore channel activity. NCBI's taxonomy places the organism in Eukaryota, Metazoa, Chordata, Actinopteri, Holocentriformes, Holocentridae. Gene Ontology annotation, cellular component: plasma membrane. The transcript is spliced from 5 exons. The record is from RefSeq and is a predicted model, not a curated record.